CCUACACGGUCAACAUACUCACAGCACAUGCUCACCGAUGGCCACAGUCUGCAAACCCCAGGGCACCAGCAGACCCACAACAGGAUGACUCCCAGAACGUACAAUCACUGACAGCUACCCAGAUCAUCUGUGAGUUUUCUAUUUGAAUGAAAUCUAAUCAGUGUAUUUUUAAUUACUCUCCUCUGUAUAACUCCAACUGUUUAGUUAGUAGCUUUGCGUGACGCAGACACAAACACACAUCAGGGUCCCUGCUAUGGCGUCCCAGGAGGAAGAGCUGACCUGCUCUGUGUGCCGAGACACCUUCAGCCAAGCCCAGCCCCUGCCCUGCGGUCACAGCUUCUGCCCCGCCUGCAUCCGGGAGGCCUGGAGCAGCCACGGUGAAGGUAAAGUUCGAUUUACCUGUCCCCAGUGCCAGGAGGAUGAUGGUGAAGUAUUGUGUGACUGCUGCCCCCCGGAGGCAGAGGAAGGGCAGACAUCAGUGGCUGUCAAGACCUGCCUGAGGUGUGAGGUGUCCUUGUGUGCUGAACACCUCCAGCCCCAUCUGGAAAGACCAGCAUUUAAAACCCAUUUGUUGGUGGAUCCUUUGGGGGACCUCUCCCAGCGAAGGUGCCCAACACACACAGAGAUAUUCCGUUACUAUUGUGCGGAUGAGAGAGCGUACGUGUGCGGUGACUGUCUGCUGGAGGGAGGCCAUGUUCAGCACAAAGUGAAGGCACUGAGACAAGUGGAAGAGGACCUGAAGGUCAUUCUCCAGACGCUGCUCAGAAAAGCAGAGGAAAAGCUGAAAGAUGGAGAGCGAAUCCUCAAAGAGCACGAGAAUGUUGAUUCUGCCAUGACUGACUCUCUAAAAAAGGACGACACCCAGGUGGAGCGGAUAGGCUCAGAUCUGCAGGUCCAGGUGAAGAAGCUGGUGGUGGCCCUGAGGGACAUCACCAAGAGAGAGAGACAGCAGGUCAUUGAGCGUGUGCACGAAGACUGCGCCAAGGUGAAGGACGACAUGAGCCAGACGCUGAGCAUCCAGCACUACCUGGCCUCGCUGCUGGCAGAGACGGACCCCUUUCUGCUCAUCUGGGCCUUUCAGUCAGAUGACACAAAGUUACUGGCCGAUCUGAACAGCCCGCUCUUCACCCCUGAUGCCAUCAGUUUGGACAGGAAGCAUAUCUUGGAGGACAUAGAGAGCAAGUAUCGUGAGUUCAUCACUGCCACCCUCCGCUGCCUCAGUGAACUCAAGAGGGAGCUCUUAACCAGUCCUUUGACCCUGGACACAAACACUGCUCAUCCUCUCUUGAGCAUUGCUGAUGACCUUCGCUCAGCGACGCGGGUUAAAAACCGUCUGCCCUGCGCUGCUCACCCUGAACGUUUUGACCACUGGCCGCAGGUUCUCACUGUCCAGACCUUCUCCUCUGGAACCCACUACUGGGAGCUAGAGGCUGUGGGAUUUUGGGAUAUUGGAGUCUGCUAUAGAAGCAUUGGACGGAAGGGGAAAGAUGCCAACGCAUUUGGGAACAACAAGGUGUCAUGGAGCUUGACACAGCAGCACGACAGGAAGCUGGCUGCCUGGCACAACCGCAGAAAGACCCGCCUCACGCACCAAAUGACCAGUAACCGAGUGGCUGUAGCUUUGGACUAUGGCGCAGGCACCAUCACCUUCUCUGAGGUGGGUCCAUCUGGCAAUCUGACCCACCUCCACAGUUUCUCCACCACCUUCACUCAGCCGGUGUGUUUGGGCUUCGGACUCUACAAAGCUGAGCUCAACAGCCGCAUCUCUAUUGUCAAAGUCUGAGGUGAAGGAAAGGGAAAGGACGCCAGCUCCACUGGCAACUGUGCUGGUUUGACUUAGAUAAAGCCAUUCUGAGACAGUUCGGUGUUGAUUAAUUUCCCACAAACCACACAACUCUGUGCUGGAACUUUUGCCAACUGGAACUUUUUAGCUGAGCUUGUCUUCUGAAAGCACAUCACGUAAAACUGGUGAUCAGGUGAUACUGACAUGGAAAUUAUUUCCAACUUGAACAGUGAGAAUGGAGAAUUGCUGUAUGGAAAUGAGCAGAAUUUGAUGGGAGAGCAAAUGAAGAUUUGUUUGAAAAAGGACAGCAAUAGGUUUUCACAUCAAGAUUGGAAGAUUAUUCUGCGCUGUUCAUUCCACAGUAAUUCAAAAUUGCAAAUGACUGACUUCUAAAGGUAAACUCUGUUGCCAGUUUAUUGGAUACACCUGGCUAAAACUGAUGCGGUCUAAUACAAUAGUCCUUAACUAAAUCCUACAUUCGUAUAAAGGCUAUACUGUUCACUUUUUGCUGAAACUGUUUUAGAGUAGUUCUGGAGGCUCUGCUUUAUGGUGCUGUUGAAUUGUAUUGUACUCAUCAAGGGGUGUGUCUAAUAUUAAGUCAGUACUCAUUGAUAUAGAAUGGGGACAAAAUGACAGGGAUUUUUUUCUAAUGCGUGUUGUUGGAGCUGUGCACAGGCCUACCUCUGUUUGACUCAAAGUCUAAUUCUGUUUAUUCUGUUUAAUUUACGUCUUGCUGUGCC
This is a messenger RNA of Toxotes jaculatrix (banded archerfish), 2523 nucleotides long. It is a transcript of the gene trim110, whose product is annotated as tripartite motif containing 110. Gene Ontology annotation, molecular function: zinc ion binding; protein binding. Bases 254 to 1783 code for a protein of 509 amino acids. The transcript is spliced from 8 exons. The record is from RefSeq and is a predicted model, not a curated record. Lineage: Eukaryota; Metazoa; Chordata; Actinopteri; Toxotidae.